Molecule: messenger RNA, 1119 nt
Organism: Aureobasidium pullulans EXF-150
Lineage: Eukaryota; Fungi; Ascomycota; Dothideomycetes; Dothideales; Saccotheciaceae
Product: proteasome-domain-containing protein
Exons: 3
Coding region: 136-990 (284 amino acids)
Cellular component (GO): proteasome core complex
Molecular function (GO): threonine-type endopeptidase activity
Source: RefSeq, a predicted model, not a curated record
AUCCGCCCAUCAAUCAUCACCUUCACCAAGCACUUUGCGCGCCGCCAUCUGAAUCGAACUACCUGUCAUCCGAAUCGCCGUUCCAACUUCUCAGAUUAAUCACCGCCCGACACACAUACACAAGCGCAAGACAAGAUGGACAGCUUGGUGGCGCAGUACAGCAGACCGGCCUUCAAGGAUGAGGGCUAUCAAGAGCAGGACCAGCUGGAGCUAGUUGAUGCUAUGCCCACUGCCAUCGAUCUCAAGUUCGCUCUCCCUCCUGUCGCACAAGCGCAAUCAUGGCUCCGCGCAAUGACCGACGACCACUCGAACCCCAGCUGCCCCAUCAAGCUCGCUCACGGUACAACGACCCUCGCCUUCAGAUUCAAGGGCGGUAUCAUUGUGGCAACCGACUCCAGAGCCACUGCAGGAAACUGGAUCGCCAGUCAGACCGUCAAGAAGGUUAUUGAGAUCAAUCCCCAACUGCUAGGUACCAUGGCUGGUGGUGCUGCCGACUGUCAAUACUGGCUUGCCUACCUUGGUAUGCAAUGCCGUCUUCACGAGCUCCGUCACAAGCGCCGUAUCUCGGUUGCCGCCGCCUCCAAGAUUCUGGCCAACCUGGUCUACCAAUACAAGGGCAUGGGCUUGAGCAUGGGUACCAUGUGCGCCGGUGUCACACCUCAAGAAGGACCCGCUCUCUACUACAUCGACAGUGACGGCACCCGCCUCGCCGGCAACCUGUUCUGUGUUGGCUCCGGUCAGACAUUCGCCUACGGUGUGCUCGAUGCUGAAUACAGCUACGACUUGUCAGACGAGGACGCUCUCGAACUCGGCCGCCGCAGUAUCCUGGCCGCCACACACAGAGAUGCAUACUCUGGUGGUUACAUCAACCUGUACCAUGUCAAGGAGGAGGGCUGGGUCAAGCACGGCUUCAACGACACCAACCCCAUCUUCUGGAAGACCAAGCUCGAGAAGGGCGAGUUCUCCAACGUCACAGCCGACCUGAACUAGAUAUCUGGAUGCUGGACAGUGGAUGCAUAGCGGGAUGGGCGUUUCAUGGCGGCUGGUGCUUGAUGACUUCUCAAACUUGUAAUCAUACAGACAAUUCUGAUGGUAGACGAACCCUUUUCUUACCUUUUC